AUGUCAUCCAAUCCCUUAGUCCUUUUUCUUGUUGCUCUUAUUGUUGGUAUCAAAAGCGAUGAAAUAGAAUUCCAUUUAACGACCUACGACAAUGGUAAAAUAUGUUCCUCUUGGAUAGAUACACAUGAUGAAUUCUUCGCCUAUACCGAAGCAUACAAUCAGGAAUGCAUAAGUGAAACGGAGCUAGAAAGAAGGAACGGCCAAGCACGUCUCUGUUGCGAAACUACACCUUUACCGAUUCCAAGUACAGAUUUUCCUCGAGAGUGUGGUAAACAGAAACACCUACCAUUGCUACAACGGAUCGUUGGUGGACAAGAUGCGGCUAUCUACAGCUGGCCAUGGCAGGUCCUAUUACUUAGUAGUGAUCUUCAAUGUGGCGGUGUGCUUAUCGAUCAACAGCAUGUGCUAACAGCUGCACAUUGUAUUACAUAUCCAAUUGAGCCGACUGACUAUGUGAUUACUGUGGGUUUGCAUAAGAGAGAGUCAAUAGUCAACAAAGGAGAAGAAAUUGUUGCCGAAAAUAUCUGGGUGCAUGAGCUAUACAAUAGUAGCACUCUAGAAAACGAUAUAAGUGUAAUACGUUUAUCCAAGCCUGUUCAGAUUUCUGACGCGAUCAAUGUUAUUUGUUUACCAGGCGCGCAUGUUGGUACAGCUGUUAAUAAAACAGUCUGGGUGUCCGGCUGGGGAAAAACAUAUUACAAUGGGUAUACAAGCUCCGUUCUCAGACAAACCUGGUUAUAUACAAUGGGUGAUAUGUGCAAUACCUACGUUACAAAGGUUUUUGAUGAAGAUAAACAACUAUGUGCGGGAAGAUAUACUACAUAUAGCGCUACAUGUCAAGGAGAUUCAGGUGGUCCUUUGAUGUUUUUGAAUGGAAUCGUAAGUUAUGGCCAAGCUUGCGGUUCGAGAGGAACUCCGAGUGUUUACGUACGUGUGACUUACUAUCUACCGUGGAUUCAAAGUAAAAUGUCGUUAGCUUCAGCUUGA
This is a messenger RNA of Adineta ricciae, 987 nucleotides long. NCBI's taxonomy places the organism in Eukaryota, Metazoa, Rotifera, Eurotatoria, Adinetida, Adinetidae. The record is from the annotation of a GenBank genome assembly.